AUGACUGUUGGAAGUCGUCCAAACAAAGGUGAAGACAAAGAUGAAGAUGACGAUGAAGACGAAGAAAAGUUUGUGGUGGUCGGUAACAACCAUGGCUCCGAUGGCCAUUUGUGCUCAGCAGAUGUCUCCGGCGACGGCAACGGCAACGGCAACAACAACACUAUUAAUGGAUUCAUCGAUUGCUUUGGUGGAUCACCUUCUUUGGCACCUCCUCAUCUUCGUCCUCCUAACAUUCCUAUCUUGUCAGCUCAGUACUAUAAUGGAAAUAAAUUAUGUCUUGCCCCCUCCAAACCAAUUGUCAAUGUGAGCCCAAUGAGAGCCUCCCAGCAACCCAACUUCACUGAACCGCACUCCGGUGAUAGCUCUGAGAUUGUAAAGAGAUGUGCAUUCUGUGGGAAGACUGAAACACCGUUGUGGCGUAAUGGCCCAAAUGGUCGCAAGACCCUUUGUAAUGCUUGCGGCAUUCGUUUUAAGAAGCAAGAGAAGAAAGCUCAGAGGAUCUCAGAGCCCUACUUGAGUCCCAAACCGAAAUUCUGA
Messenger RNA from Telopea speciosissima, 537 nucleotides. Its product is annotated as GATA zinc finger domain-containing protein 9-like. The transcript has 3 exons. The coding region runs from base 1 to 537 and encodes 178 amino acids. Gene Ontology annotation, biological process: regulation of DNA-templated transcription; flower development. Gene Ontology annotation, molecular function: zinc ion binding; DNA-binding transcription factor activity; sequence-specific DNA binding. Lineage: Eukaryota; Viridiplantae; Streptophyta; Magnoliopsida; Proteales; Proteaceae. The record is from RefSeq and is a predicted model, not a curated record.